AUGAUAGACACCCCGUUGUUGAAUUGUCUGGCGGCGUCAAAGGCAAAGCAUCUUCGUCUGUUUGGGCAAAUUGACUCUGAUUCCGUGGCUCUUUCGACAAAGUCCUGGCCGCUCGAGACCCUUGACAUCAACAUUGAGUGGGAAUGGGGCGUCUUUGUGGAGCGCGAGUCACUCGAAUCCUCUUCACUCUGGAGGAGUCUUAUACAAGCAUGCUCCUCUACUUUGAGGCGCCUGAACAUCGACCACUCGCGAUACUCCGAACCAAAGCCCGAAUCGAACAAAGACAAACCGGUACAGUUUACCGCCGAGUUUCCUCGUCUCAAGACUCUGCAGACUGUUUUUGAAACGGCACAUUGUCCAACAUCUUUGCGCAGCGUCCUGCAAAGCAAACAGCUUUCUACCAUUUUGAUACCCAUGUGCUAUUCAACCUCAAUGGAGUGCUUGAACGAAAUGGGCCAUAACGAGGCUCUUCAGACACUUGUCUUGACGGGGUAUUCUUUGCCUCCCAAGGUGCCUCUCCGAGUGUUCCAGGACAACCCUCAGGUAACAGCCGUUGGCGUUCAAUACGGCGCUCCACCGGCUCUUCUAGAGCCCUUGAUAUCUGCUCUUCGAGAAUUAUCCAAUCUCAAAGUCCUCUCGUUGCAAUGGGACGGGACUAUGAUUCCAGAGACUUCCCUCAUCGCCCUGUCCUCUAUUGCGGCCCUGGAACAGCUGCACAUUACGUCUGGUAACCAAGGCGGCUGGGAACACGAUUGGUUUGUCGACUACAACCGCAUCCGGAGCAAACUGUCUCCUCUGCGCAGACCCAAGAAACUCGCCCUAACCAGGGAUACCUACCGGAUCGACAACGGUCAAGUGCCGGAAGGGUAUUACUCCUUCCGCUCCAACAGCACAUGA
This is a messenger RNA of Aspergillus calidoustus, 897 nucleotides long. NCBI's taxonomy places the organism in Eukaryota, Fungi, Ascomycota, Eurotiomycetes, Eurotiales, Aspergillaceae. The record is from the annotation of a GenBank genome assembly.